Molecule: messenger RNA, 2369 nt
Organism: Neoarius graeffei (lesser salmon catfish)
Lineage: Eukaryota; Metazoa; Chordata; Actinopteri; Siluriformes; Ariidae
Gene: amz2
Product: archaemetzincin-2
Exons: 7
Coding region: 398-1456 (352 amino acids)
Biological process (GO): proteolysis
Molecular function (GO): metallopeptidase activity
Source: RefSeq, a predicted model, not a curated record
AAAACCCUACUGUUUAUGUUGGUGUGGGGUUUUGGCGACUUUCAUAACAGUUUGAAUGUUGAAUAUUUGAUUCGAAGGAAUUCUGAGCGAAUCUGAUUUUGACAGGUCUGUCCAUUGGAAUGACGAGUCAUUAAUUUAUUGGCCAUUGAAAAGGAUUUUCCGAAAAUCCAAUAGAUUCACAUGACUCUGCAUUUUUUUGUGCAUCCUGUUUUGAUUGGCUGUUGUUGUUGUGUAGGUCGCUAUCUACACUUGAACUAAAAGCGGUAGAGAGCAGUUCACACUUGAACAACAUGUGACGUUAAAGAUGAUUAUCAGAACUGUGACGUUUCACCCAUAGAUCUUGAAGGUCUUCAGCUCACUAGUAUAGAACCAUAACUACUAAGAUAACACACUUCAGAUGCAGUGCCUGGAGCAUCCUGUGGAGAAACUGCACUCGGUUCUCCUCUCCAGACGUAAGGAUCUAGUAGAGGCCUAUGAGAAGUACAGCAGAGAGGAAAAGCAGUUUCUUGAGGAUGGUCUCCUCCCUGGCAGUUCACUUUUCACUGCCAUUACCAUUCACUCUGAUUCUGACUGGAUUCCUGCCCACCCUGAAGCUCCUCAGGACUUCCAGAGCUUCUAUAGCAACCCACACCGAAGCUCACCCAACAGUGGCCAUAAGACCAUUUAUAUUCAAACUAUCGGAUCCUUUGGGGAUGGAGCUGGGAUCACUGAGCAGUAUGUGGAGUGGCUAAGGGAAUACUGUGAGGCAUUUUAUUUCGGCCUGGCCGUCAAGCUCUUACCAGCAGUGAGUGUUGCAGCCACCAGCUGCACAUUUCGUAUCAACAGCAACACAAAUAACCUGCAGCUUCAUGCUGGAGACCUGUUGAUGUUUUUGAAAAAGAGGAAGCCAAAAGAUGCAUUUUGCAUUGUUGGGAUAACCAUGAUUGAUUUGUACCCAAAAGACUCCUGGAAUUUUGUAUUUGGUCAAGCAUCUCUCACUGAAGGAAUGGGGGUUUUCAGCUUUGCUAGAUAUGAUGAUGACUUCUACAAAAGGAGUUAUGCCGGGCGGCUGAAGAAGGCAAUAAAAUUGAAGCCAGGUGACUACAGUGUAUUCCAGGGCUACUACACACCUCCCAUUAGCAGCACUCUGCUCCUCCGCUCGUGUAAGACCCUGACUCAUGAGAUUGGGCACAUAUUUGGUAUCAAGCACUGCCAGUGGCUCCAGUGUGUUAUGCAAGGCUCCAACCAUUUAGAGGAAUCGGAUCGUCGUCCACUAGACCUUUGCCCCAUCUGCCUCAGAAAACUACAGUGUGCCACUGGCUUUAAGAUUGCAGACAGGUACAAGGCUUUGCUACAGUGGAUAGAGAGUGGAACUGGAAGUUCUGACCAUCAGUCAGGCAAACCCACACAAGCUUUCCAACACUUCAGAGAGUGGUUAUGUAAGUGUUUGAGCGUACUGACAGAUGAAACUUUUUAACUCUCUUACAUGUUAGUAAGGACGAUGAGCAGAAAGGAUAUUUAAUAUAUGUUGUGUUUAGAUCAGACAAGAUUCCAUUAUUUUUCUGUGUAGAAACUUUAAUGUAAAUAAAUGUUGAAUUUAAAUUUUACUACAGAAAUAGGACUUUUAAAUGUGUAACAAUUUGCUUAGAUUUGCCUGAAAUAUAUUACUUUAUUACUGUAUUCAACAAAUUAAAAAAAAGUAUCAUUGUGUGAAAAACAUAUUGCUAUUCCAGACACACAAAAUCAUACUUUGUGAAUGUACACUAUAAGCACUUCCUUUCCAAACAUAAAAGAUCAAUGUUUAGUAACAGUAGUGUAAUACUUGUAUAAGUUAUAGUAUUUCAAGUUCAGUUGGAAUGAUGGGUUUUUUUUUCUUCUUCUUCUUUUAAUUAAACUGUAUGUGUAGUUUUCACAUUUCCUGGCACAGUCAUUGUAAAAGCAUUGCAUUAGAUUCACAUGAAGUGACACUCACAUUCUCAUCACACACAUAUUGAGUGUUACUGUCACACGCCGUCAUUCUACACUUGAAGACAUUCAUAGUUAAAUUCAUAUUACUGACCAUGAAAGAACAAUCAUACACUGUGCUUUAACUGCAGAUUAUCAUGAUCACAAAUAUCUAGCAUUUACAGUAAUUCAGCAGUAGUGUGUGUUGACCUAAAAUUACCUAAAGGUAGACAUAAAAGCAGCUAAUCAUGUCAUUGGAAGAAAAAGAAAGCUCAUUGGUCCAAAACCAUGAGGCUCAUGCAGCUGCAGCUGUUCAAGAUUCUGUACAAAAUCCUUCAGGAAUAAAAUACAAAUGAUGCAAGUGUACAGCAUGUACUAUAAGCUAUGUAGUGAGGCAUUGUUUAAGGUAAAUUGGCAUAAUACUGCAAUAAACACCCAAUAAAUUA